CGUGGGGAUCCCGGGGCGGCCGAGGGCCCCUGCCUGACUCGGCUCCGUGCGGCGACAUGGACCGGAUGGCCAGCUCCAUAAAGCAGGUGCCCAACCCACUGCCCAAGGUGCUGAGCCGGCGCGCGGUCGGCGCGGGCGUGGAGGCGGCUGAGCGGGAGAGCUUCGAGAGGACUCAGAGCGUCAGCAUCAAUAAGGCCAUUAAUACGCAGGAAGUGGCCGUGAAGGAAAAGCACGCCCGGACGUGCAUCCUGGGCACCCACCACGAGAAGGGGGCGCAGACCUUCUGGUCCGUGGUCAGCCGGCUGCCCCUGUCCAGCAAUGCCGUGCUCUGCUGGAAGUUCUGCCACGUGUUCCACAAGCUGCUUCGCGAUGGACACCCCAAUGUCCUGAAGGACUCGCUGCGCUACAAGAAUGAGCUGAGCGACAUGAGCAGGAUGUGGGGCCACCUGAGUGAGGGCUAUGGCCAGUUGUGCAGCAUCUACCUCAAACUACUGAGAACGAAGAUCGAGUACCACACCAAGAACCCCAGGUUCCCAGGCAACCUUCAGCUGAGUGACCGGCAGCUGGACGAGGCCGGGGAGAGUGAUGUCAACAACUUUUUCCAGCUGACGGUGGAGAUGUUCGACUACCUGGAGUGUGAACUCAACCUCUUCCAGACGGUGUUCAACUCCCUGGACAUGUCCCGCUCCGUGUCGGUGACCACGGCCGGCCAGUGCCGCCUUGCCCCGCUCAUCCAGGUCAUCCUGGACUGCAGCCACCUCUACGACUACACGGUCAAGCUGCUCUUCAAACUACAUUCCUGCCUCCCUGCCGAUACCCUUCAGGGCCACCGUGGCCGCUUCCUGGAGCAGUUUACCAAGCUGAAAGAUCUCUUCUACCGCUCGAGCAACCUCCAGUACUUCAAGCGGCUCCUCCAGAUCCCACAGCUGCCCGAGAACCCCCCCAACUUCCUGCGAGCCUCCGCCCUGUCUGAACACGUCAGCCCCGUGGUGGUCAUCCCGGCCGAGGCCUCGUCCCCGGACAGCGAGCCCGUGCUGGAGAAGGAUGACCUCAUGGACAAGGACGCUUCCCGGCAGAACGUGUUUGACAACAAGUUCGACGACGUCUUCGGCAGCCCCUUCAGCAGCGACCCCUUCAAUUUCAACAGUCAGAACGGGGUGAACAAGGAUGAGAAGGACCACCUGAUCGGGCAGCUGUACCGAGAGAUCAGUAGCCUGAAGGGGCAGCUGGAGAGCUUGAAGGCGGAGGGUCAGCGCACCGUGCUGCAGCUGAAGGGCCGCAUCAGUGAGCUGGAGGCCGAACUGGCCGAGCAGCGGCACCUGCGCCAGCAGGCGGUCGACGACGGCGAGUUCCUCCGGGCUGAGCUGGACGAGCUCAAGAAACAGCGGGAGGACACAGAGAAAGCCCAGCGGAGCCUGACGGAGAUCGAACGAAAAGCCCAGGCCAACGAGCAGCGGUACAGCAAGCUCAAGGAGAAGUACAGCGAGCUGGUGCAGAACCACGCAGACCUGCUGCGCAAGAAUGCCGAGGUGACUAAGCAGGUGUCGGUGGCCAGGCAGUUGCAAGCAGACGUGGAACGAGAGAAGCAAGAGCUGCAGGAGGGCUUACAGCGCCUCACUGAGCAGGCCCAGAGGAAGACCCAAGAGCAGACGGAGGUUCUGGAGAGCUUGAAACAGGAGCUGAGCAGCAGCCGGCAGGAACUCCAGGCUCUGCAGAGCAACCUGCAAGAGUCCGCGCAGGCUGAGUCCAAGUGGACAGCCCAGAUCGCCGACCUCAAGAUGGAGCGGGAUACCUUGCUCGUCACCGCAUCCCAGAAGGAGGAGGAGCUGCACGCCCUGCGGGAGGAGCUGAAGCAGACCCAGCUCCAGCUGGCCAACGCACAGGACUCUCUGAGCCAGGUGGCGAGGGACCAACGUAAGAAACUCCUGGCGGAGUCCAAGAAGGCGGCGGAGCAGGUGAUCCAGGAUGCCCUGCGGCAGCUGGAGGAGCCCGAAGUUGCUGGCAGCUGCGGAACUGCAGAUCACCUUCUGGCCAAGACCAAGUCUGUUUCCAACUGCAUCGAGCAGCUGGAGAAAAGCCGAAGCCAGUUCCUGUCCUGCCCUGACGACAUCAGCGCGUUCCUGCAGUCCGUCACCCUCCUGGCACACUUGACCAGCGACACGGUUAUCCACGGAAGCUGCACGUCCCUGCACGCCCCACAAGAGCCUGCUGACUCUCUGACGGAGGCCUGCAGGCAGUACGCCAUGGAGACGCUCAUCUACCUGGCGUACCUGGACGGAGAAGGGACGCUGGCGAACGCUGACAGCACGGCCAUGCAGACGUGCCUCAGCCGCAUCUCUGCCAUCAGUGAGGAGCUGCUGUCCAAGGGCCAGGACAUCGUGCAGGAGGAGCUGGGGGACCUGGUGGACAAGGAAAUGGCUGCCACGGCCGCCGCCAUCGAAACUGCCACGGCCAGGAUAGAGGAGAUGCUCAGCAAAGCCCGAGAAGGGGACACCGGAGCUAAGCUGGAGGUGAACGAAAGGAUCCUCGGCUCCUGCACCAACCUAAUGCAGGCCAUCCGGGUCCUGAUCGUGGCCUCCAAGGACCUCCAGAGAGAGAUCGUGGAGAGCGGCCGGGGCACCGCGUCCUCCAAGGAGUUUUACGCCAAGAACUCUCGCUGGACAGAGGGUCUCAUCUCGGCCUCCAAAGCUGUGGGCUGGGGAGCCACCGUCAUGGUGGAUGCAGCUGACAUGGUGGUACAAGGCAAAGGGAAGUUCGAGGAACUGAUGGUGUGUUCCCGGGAAAUCGCAGCCAGCACUGCCCAGCUGGUGGCAGCGUCCAAGGUGAAAGCCGACAAGGACAGCCCCAACCUGGCCCAGCUGCAGCUAGCCUCUCGGGGCGUGAACCAGGCCACUGCCCAGGUCGUGGCCUCCACCAUCUCGGGCAAGUCGCAGAUCGAGCAGUCAGCCGAGGACAUGGACUUUUCCAGCAUGACGCUGACCCAGAUCAAACGCCAGGAGAUGGACUCGCAGGUGAGGGUGCUGGAGCUGGAGACGGAGCUGCAGAAGGAGCGGCAGAAGCUGGGGGAGCUCCGGAAGAAGCACUACGAGCUGGCUGGGGUCGCCGAGGGCUGGGAUGAAGAAAACGAAGCCUCUGCUCCUUCACCACAAGCAGCGGUCCCAGAGCACGAGUAGAGCCACACGGACACCCACACGUCAGCCUUCUCUUCCGUUUUCAUCAUUUGCACAAACUUGGGGACAUCGGGGGCUGGCGGAUUUCCAUCCAGGAUGCUGCCUUGAAUCUGCUGAGUGACCAGAACAGCUGGUGUGCCCCUGCCGCCCAGGCCCGGACCCCAGCCCCUCUCCCCGCCCUUGGCCGUUCCAUGCAUUCCCACUGUUUCUGACGGUGGC
This is a messenger RNA of Sorex fumeus (smoky shrew), 3389 nucleotides long. It is a transcript of the gene HIP1, whose product is annotated as huntingtin interacting protein 1. NCBI's taxonomy places the organism in Eukaryota, Metazoa, Chordata, Mammalia, Eulipotyphla, Soricidae. The record is from RefSeq and is a predicted model, not a curated record. The transcript is spliced from 32 exons. Gene Ontology annotation, biological process: clathrin coat assembly; actin filament organization; endocytosis. Bases 57 to 3173 code for a protein of 1038 amino acids. Gene Ontology annotation, molecular function: phosphatidylinositol-3,5-bisphosphate binding; clathrin-cargo adaptor activity; clathrin light chain binding. Gene Ontology annotation, cellular component: actin cortical patch; presynapse; extrinsic component of postsynaptic membrane.